This is a messenger RNA of Salvia splendens (bonfire salvia), 336 nucleotides long. RefSeq names its product protein RALF-like 24. The record is from RefSeq and is a predicted model, not a curated record. The transcript has a single exon. NCBI's taxonomy places the organism in Eukaryota, Viridiplantae, Streptophyta, Magnoliopsida, Lamiales, Lamiaceae. Gene Ontology annotation, cellular component: plasmodesma. The coding region runs from base 1 to 336 and encodes 111 amino acids. Gene Ontology annotation, biological process: calcium-mediated signaling.
AUGCCCAAACCUCAGCCGCAAUCCUUGUGCGCAAUUCUCCUGCUGCAUUUCCUGCUCUGCUCCUCAAUUCCAGAUCCAAAAUCCGGCGAAUUUGCCAAGACCGUUUGCGCCGGAAAGAUCGGCGAGUGCGCGGCGGGGGAGGAGGUGAUGGAUUCAGAGAGCAAUCGGAGGGCAUUGCAGAUACGGCGGAGAUACAUCAGCUACGACACACUGAGACGAGACAUGGUGCCGUGCGAUCGGCCAGGAGCUUCGUAUUACAACUGCAAGGCCGCCGGCGUCGCCAAUUCCUACGGCAGAGGCUGCGAGAUCAUCACGAGAUGCGCCAGGGGAGAUUGA